UUCACUGAGCAAACAAACACAUUUCAGUCAAGAUGACUUUCACCUCAAAUCAUCUUGAAAUAUGUAAAGGGACCCUUUUGGGAGGUCACUACAAGGUCGAGGGUUUCCUUGAAGAAGGGGGCUUUGGUAUUGUAACCAAAUGUUGCAAUACAAAAACCAACAAAGUCGUUGCUAUUAAAGUCAACAAGAGCGACCCUGAAAUUCUGCAACAGGCGAAAAUGGAAAUUUACAUACUGGAGAAGCUGCGAGGCUUGGAUGCAGAUAGAUGCAACAUUGUUAAAUGGAAUGACUUUUUCAUCGACGGUGACCGCAUCUGCUUAAAUUUUGAACUCCUCGAUGAAAGCCUGUGGCAGUACAUGCGGUACCGGAGGAACCGGGUUCUCCCAGUAACAGAAAUCAGGCCAGUGUUAUUUCAGCUCGCAAAUGCCCUGUCCCACCUGGGUUCUUUGGGAAUAGUGCAUGCUGACCUCAAACCUGGAAACAUAAUGGUUGUGGACCGCUAUGAGUGUCCCAUCAAAGUCAAACUUACAGACUUUGGUUUUGCAUGUCCCGCAUCUACAGUGAUUCCUGGUGACUGUGUGGGGACGGUUGGUUAUAAAGCACCUGAGGUUAUGAUUGGUAGUCUAUUUAAUGAAGCAAUAGACAUGUGGUCCCUGGGGCUGGUAGCUGUGGAGCUUGCUACAGGGUUUCCUUUCUACCCUGGGAGAAAUGAUUAUGAUGUUUUGAAAUUCAUCAUACAGACCCAGGGACAGCCACCAGAUCAUGUUUUAGACUCUGGCUUUUACACUGAUAACUAUUUCAUAAAAGACAACUACAACGGACAACGCUGGACAUUUAAGACCGAAAGACAAUUUCAAGAUGAGACAGGUUGUCAGUCCAAGGACACUCGAUGCAUAAAACUUAAGUGCCUCGAUGACCUUGAACAACUACUGAAGAUAAGGGGGUGUUGGGAAAAAAUCCAAAAUGUAUUUGUCAGCCUAAUCAAAGAGAUGUUAGCAUUGGAUCCAAACCAGCGCAUAACACCCUCGGAGGUUCUCCACCACCCCUUUUUCAAUCCUGGCCUCUCUAAGAGUUCUCCCUGCACUGACAUGAGUAGCACA
Molecule: messenger RNA, 1100 nt
Organism: Haplochromis burtoni (Burton's mouthbrooder)
Lineage: Eukaryota; Metazoa; Chordata; Actinopteri; Cichliformes; Cichlidae
Product: homeodomain-interacting protein kinase 2-like
Exons: 1
Biological process (GO): peptidyl-threonine phosphorylation; peptidyl-serine phosphorylation
Cellular component (GO): cytoplasm; nucleus
Molecular function (GO): protein tyrosine kinase activity; ATP binding; protein serine/threonine kinase activity
Source: RefSeq, a predicted model, not a curated record